AUGCCUCUCAACCUCCUUCCCGGCGUUGCGGAGAAAUGGGCGCCUGCCAUCGUCUACUUGAACGAAAAGGAGAGGUUUCCCAUCAGUGAUCCGGAGGCUUUGCAGAAGAUUCUUCACAGCACUCCUCAGAUGGACGGCACCAUUCAAAUAAGACUUGGGAGUCGUUUAUUUUUCAUCGACUUGGUCGAAAUGUCCUCCAGCAACGUCGACAUUGUUGCUUUGAGUGUCACCAGGCAUUGCGCUAUCGGAAAGCCGAGGAUACUCGGUGGUACGGUGAUCACGGAACGAUUUGCCGGCCAUCCGAAAGCUGCCGAUCAUCGUGAAUUGAUCCUUGGCAUGGAGAUAUUAACCAUUCAACCGUAUGGAACCAUCUCCGCACAAUGCUGCAAGGAGGAUUGGAUGGACGUGCGUGAAAUGGAUCGCGAUUCCACCGCCAGGGCACAGAACCUGCGACAGAGGGUCAUCAGAAUUGCAACAGAACGAAUGUUGCAGGCAAAAUCGAUUGCACAGAAAGAAUCGAAUGAGGAACUCCACGCAUUGUGCACGAAGGUUUCCACGUUUCUGGCCUCGAAAGACAACUACAAACUACUCGACCUUGGCGAGCAAACCAGCACCAAGAAGGCGAUUUCAUCCAUUGGCAAAGCAAUCGACCACUUGCACGACUCGGCUGUACCUGACGCCGCGUACCAGUCACAGGAGGGAAAUGCAUCAGCUAAUUUGAAAAAUGAACAGCGCAUUCUACUUACUCAACAUGGCAAAUCUCCGCAGAGCAGUCACAACGAGGUACACGAGCUGAAGCUGGCUCUCGAAGCCAAAGACGAGGAGAUCAGAACGACAAAGCGGAGUCACUCGCAGGUGAAGGCACAGCUCGCAUCGGAGAACCAGCGAUUGAUCCAACGCAACCAUCAGCUUCUGUUAGCCAACGUUGAGCUGAAGGAGAAUACUGAAGUCUUCCGGCUCCAGGCCAAUGAGGCAGAGGGAAAGGCAAAGCGGCUGACUGGACGACUUUCUGAUGCUGAGACAGAGACGGAGCUGGCAAGAGAUCGUGUCCUGGAAACCAGCAACGAGCUGAAAGAGGCUUACCAACAACUCAAGAAGACCAAAGACGAGUUACUAAAUCUUUUUCUUACCUCUGGUCGCAACAUCAUGGACAAAGACAAGCAGAUCCGCAAGCUUGAACAGCAGCUAACAAAACUCGAAGAACAAACACAACAGAACUCUACAGAAGUAAUUUCAGAGCUCGAAAAAGAACUAGAGGUAACCGAGAAAGCUUCGACGGACGAGUCGAAGAAGAGCACCAAGCUGGACGAGCAGCCCGCGGACCAGUUCAAGGACUAUUAUGCCGAGCUGUUCAAAGCCGUGCCCGAAUUUCGGUGGUUGAAAAGAAACCCAGAGUCAAGCGAGAAAGCCUCGGCGGGCAAGUCGAAGAAGUUCGUCAAGCAAGAGGAGCAGCUCACUGAGCAAAUUGAAGAAGAACUCGGAUAUCAAGAGUUGAAAAGCGACCUAAAGCCAACGAAGGGUGUUUUGAAGGAAAAGACGGACGAGGCGGCUUCGGCCAUAAAGAGGCACGCCGAGAAGCUCCAGAAAGCCGAAGGAAGCAAGGAAAAGUGUCGCUGCAAAGACAAGGAGUCCUACUUAGAGAGCGUUGAGGAGCACGUUGAGAAUCUCAGAGGAGUACUGGAGGAUGUGAUUAGGAACGACCGAAGCCCAUGGAGUGCUAGUGCCGAGGAAAGUGAUGUGAUCAUGAGAGACACUAUGGAGAAAGCACUGAGUCGGGUCUCGAUCUACCAGGGACGCAAGAGACGCCGUACCGAAGGACCUGACUUUGAGUAUUGA
Messenger RNA from Colletotrichum gloeosporioides, 1836 nucleotides. RefSeq lists its product as uncharacterized. Lineage: Eukaryota; Fungi; Ascomycota; Sordariomycetes; Glomerellales; Glomerellaceae. The coding region runs from base 1 to 1836 and encodes 611 amino acids. The transcript has 2 exons. The record is from RefSeq and is a predicted model, not a curated record.